This is a messenger RNA of Camponotus floridanus (Florida carpenter ant), 1501 nucleotides long. It is a transcript of the gene mRpL39, whose product is annotated as 39S ribosomal protein L39, mitochondrial. Gene Ontology annotation, biological process: threonyl-tRNA aminoacylation. The record is from RefSeq and is a predicted model, not a curated record. NCBI's taxonomy places the organism in Eukaryota, Metazoa, Arthropoda, Insecta, Hymenoptera, Formicidae. The coding region runs from base 269 to 1276 and encodes 335 amino acids. The transcript is spliced from 3 exons. Gene Ontology annotation, cellular component: mitochondrion. Gene Ontology annotation, molecular function: threonine-tRNA ligase activity; nucleotide binding.
CAGCAUCGUAAGCCUGAUGUAUCGAGGUUAGAAUCGACCUUACAAUCAACCAAACAAGAUCUGAAUGAAUUUAGACUGCGUCUGAAGCUAAUAUAAAAAAGAGGCAUCAAGAUCGAUCAAGAUUGAACAAUUAAAUACAAUUUUAUCGAAGACUAGAAAAAUAAUAUAACGUUACAAAAAUAGUAUAACGUUACAUUAAACAUGCAGAGAUAGAUUUGCUAAACAACUUUUAAGUCAGAAGCACUUUCCAGUUAAAAGAGAGGAAAAAAUGAUUCACGGGUGCAGCAGGCUCUGCGUAAGUGGCUUGAAGCUAUCAGCGCAGCGUCUCCUGCCAUCGAGAUGCGCCAGUACAAUGUCCAAGGUAGAGGCGAGGAAGCGGAGGAGUCAGCUGUUCGACGAGGAGAAGCAAAGGCAGCGAUCCGAGCUGGGCAGGAUCGAGAAGAUAGAAGUGACAUACAAGUCGGUGGAGGACGAUGUAGUGAUGGUGAUGAACCGUAAUAUUUCCACGCCGUACGACUGCGCCAGGCACAUCUCCGAGAACGUCGCCAAGACGGCUGCCAUUGCUCUGGUAGACGGUCGUGUCUGGGAUAUGCACAGGCCAUUCACUGGCAAGUGCGAACUGGAGCUGGUAACUAUGCAGAGUCCAAAGACGGGAGUGGUCAAUUAUGCCUUUUGGCGCACGUGUUCGAUGAUACUGGGUGCCGUGGCGGACAGCGCGUUCAAGGACCACGUGGACGUGCACUUGCACAGCUUCCCUGUACCACAAAUCCAUUCUGGAAGCUUCAUCUACGACGUGUUCAUCGAUCUACCGAACUGGCGACCGACCGAUUCCGAGCUGCGCGCCAUGUCCGCGCUUUUCAUCAAGCUGACAAAUCAGGAACUGCUGCUGGAGAGACUAGAGGUGCCGUGUGACGUCGCAUUACAUAUGUUUCAGGAUAAUCCCUUCAAGUCUCAGCAAAUACCUAAUAUCGCCAAGAACAGCGACAACGACAGAGUGACGUUGUACCGUCUGGGAGAUUAUGUGGACAUCAGUAAAGGUCCCAUGGUAAGUAGCAGCGGUCUGAUGGGACGCGUCACCGUGUCAGCCGUGCACAAACUCGCGGACGGGCCCGUGGACGGGCUGUAUCGUUUCCAGGGCAUCGCCCUGCCCAAGGGUAUUCUGCUCAAUCACUUCGCCUUUUCUAUCCUGGAGAAACGCGCCAAGAAACUUAACACCGCCAUGUGGCAGCCUCAUAUCGAGGGUGAGAUGAUCAACGUGACAGCGUCCAUGAACUAGUGAUCAGCAAUUGAAGAAGAUCCUCGUGUAAAUAAGUCAUCUUUUAGUCAUGUAUCUUUUUGAAUGCAUCGUUGUUUGUCUGAUUACUUUUGUUGCGUUUCCAUGGAUCAAAGAUAGAUCACAACUAGAGAUCCUAGAAAUAGAAGGAACUAUUUCGAUAGGAAAAGAGUUUAUACGAUUUUUUGACGUCAAACAAUAUAAUUACAGUAAGCGAUAGAUACUCAA